AGAGCAAUGUCACAUUCCGGAUACACAUGUGUUGAUGCACGUUAAGAAAUGUAAGAAUGAAUUGCUAGCAGUUAGGUAGAGGUGACAUGUAAGUUACAUGUGAUGUCGCCGCUAAAUAUUAUGUUAACGGUUUUAAUCAGAUUAAGGUAGAAUAAACUGGAGGACAGCGUCUCAGCAACUAACAGCCAUGUAUAAAAUCUCGAGACAAUUGUCUGCAUUGGUAAGAGGGGCUUGCCAGCAUUUUGCUUUCCCCGCGCAUACAGGAAGCUUUGCAGAGUGCGGAAAUGCCCACACAACACGUGCUGUGUGUUCCAGUGCAGUACGAUUGCAAGAGUCUGUAACGUUAGAUCAUAACACGAAUCCUUCUGAAAAGACGGAGUUCAGUGUCUAUCCUCCUAUGCCUGGCCAGGAGAGUUCAUUGAGAUGGGCAGGAAAGAAGUUUGAAGAGUUGCCAAUUGCACACAUUAAAGCCACGUACAAUAAUACUCAUGUCCAGGUCACAGACAGCAAGGGUCAAUACAUGGUCCGAACAUCCUGUGGUACAGAAGGAUUCAGAAAUGCCAAGAAAGGAACUCCCAUCGCUGCUCAAACUGCAGGCAUCUCAGCUGCAGUGAAGGCUCAGGCAAAGGGAGUGGCAUUUGUUCGCGUGUUGGUGAAAGGCCUGGGCCCUGGUAGGCUGUCUGCCAUUAAGGGGUUAACGAUGGGCGGAUUGGAGAUUGUGUCCAUCACUGACAACACCCCUGUACCCCACAACGGCUGCCGCCCACGCAAGGCUCGGAGAAUGUGAGGACAGACUUCCCCUCCAUACUGUGCGCUACGGGGACUCCGCAGCCUGCCUGUGAAUUCACCAAUAAAAUGUUCCUUUCUGUUUCGCAGCCUGUGCAUUCAGACAGCCUUUACAUUUCGUUGGGAAGUGAAGUGCAUCAGUGCUGUUUUCUUUUCUUUUGGGGUUGGGGAGGGGGCACCCCCACUUUCCCCUGCUUUUAGCGAGUUUGUAUGAUUCUCCUCAGAUACGCGAUGGCACCGGAGCCUGUCCCUUUGUACACCUUGUGUUUUAUUGGCGUAGCAUUUGGCAUUAAGGGGAUUUUAUUAUGUUUAGCUGUGAGGAUUCCGCUCAAUUGGUUUAUUUGGAGCGCUCACCCAAGUGAAUCAGUUCAAUUUCAAUUCAAUUUUGUUUGUUUAGUGCUUUUUACAGGAACAGGAAAUGGGAAUAUCAGGGGCGUAUCAUUGCUCUCUAACAGAGAGGUGCAUGUAGAUAAAUUCUAGUGCUGAUACAUUCUACGCAUGACACGUGGUUUAUCAGUUAAAAUCUGUAAUCCCUACUGACUGAUCCAGCUGUGGUAUGUGUCUUUUGCAACGAUACAUCAGAGAUUGCAGAGAUUGGAUGUUGACUGUAGCCAGUAGUCCUGUGGGGCACACACAAUUGGCCAUAGCAUCAUAUCAGCAGUAUUCUCCAUCUCAACGGCGCGUAGUGAUUUCUGCGGUCGAUCGGGUGUCUGUGCUGGACGUACUGCCCUUUAGCGCAGAAACUGCAGCUCACCUUGUGGAUUGCAGCCUGAUAAGAAGUGGUGGCUGGCUGCAUGCAUGCACUUAAAACAGUAUCACACUCUCCAAAAAACUAACUCAAUAUGAAAACUGCAUCAUACAUCUCGGGCAGCAAACAGAUUGCAUUUAACUACUAUAAAAAAUAAACAUUUCUCGUAUCUAAUUUCA
This is a messenger RNA of Anguilla anguilla (European eel), 1713 nucleotides long. It is a transcript of the gene mrps11, whose product is annotated as mitochondrial ribosomal protein S11. The transcript is spliced from 6 exons. Gene Ontology annotation, biological process: maturation of SSU-rRNA from tricistronic rRNA transcript (SSU-rRNA, 5.8S rRNA, LSU-rRNA); ribosomal small subunit assembly; translation. Gene Ontology annotation, cellular component: ribosome; mitochondrial small ribosomal subunit. Gene Ontology annotation, molecular function: mRNA 5'-UTR binding; small ribosomal subunit rRNA binding; structural constituent of ribosome. Lineage: Eukaryota; Metazoa; Chordata; Actinopteri; Anguilliformes; Anguillidae. The coding region runs from base 188 to 787 and encodes 199 amino acids. The record is from RefSeq and is a predicted model, not a curated record.